AUGCGUGCAAGGACUGAUCCUGUUUUUUGUGAAUAUCUUAUGAGAAUUGGGAAUGGAAAAGAAAAAACAAAUAUUAACAAUAAAAUAGAAAUCCCAAAGCAGUCCAUCAUUCCUUUUACUACUGAAAAAGAGUCAUUAGAUCUUUUGUUCAAAGUGAUAUAUCCGAAUUUACAUACAUCUUUCAAUGACUCUUCUUUUAUGACAUCUCGUGUUAUCUUGACUACAAAGAACGACUUUGUUGAUGAACUAAAUGAUAGACUCAUAACUCAAUUUCCAACAGUUGCUAAAAUAUUCAUAGCUGCUGAUGAGACUAUUGAACCAAACGAUCAACCUCAAUUUGAGGACUUCUUACACACUCUAAAUGUUCCUAGCUUACCUCCGUACAGAUUAGUGUUAAAGCAAAACUGCCCUGUUAUAUUAUUGCGAAAUUUAAAUCCUUCUGAAGGCUUAUGUAACGGUACACGAUUGGUGUGCUGUGAUUUCAAAACACAUGUUAUAAGUUGUAAAAUUGCAAGUGGUGACUUCAAAGAUAAGCACGUAUUUAUUCCAAGAAUACCAUUACUAUCAUCAGAGGAUGAAAAAAUACCUAUUCCUUUUAAAAGAACACAGUUUCCUAUACGUCUAUGCUUUGCAAUGACUAUAAAUAAAGCACAAGGACAAACAUUAGAUUAUGUUGGUAUCUAUUUACGUGAACCAGUUUUUUCCCAUGGUCAAUUAUAUGUUGCUUUAUCAAGAGCGAAAAGUUCAAACUGUAUAAAAAUAUUGAUUCGACCUCCUACUGCAGAUAAUGAUGAUGACCACUCAACUUGUAAUGUAGUAUACAAUGAGAUCAUUCAAAAAGCUUUGUUAUGA
Solanum stenotomum is the source of this 852-nucleotide messenger RNA. RefSeq lists its product as uncharacterized. The record is from RefSeq and is a predicted model, not a curated record. NCBI's taxonomy places the organism in Eukaryota, Viridiplantae, Streptophyta, Magnoliopsida, Solanales, Solanaceae. The transcript has a single exon. The coding region runs from base 1 to 852 and encodes 283 amino acids.